GAGAAAAAGGCCGCCUAUAGCUUCUUUCACGCUCCUUGUGCGUCUGUGCCCCGAGGUAUCACUUUGACGUUAAAGGGGCGGACUCUCCUACACUCCCCUUGCCAGCGCGCGGUGGGUGGACUGGGAAGGCUCGGCUGUAUCUGCUUGAGUAAAUAUGAAGCGCCAUAGCAAGAAGAAGAAUUCCAUUACAAGAAAGAGUGAUGGAAAUAUCCUUUCUUAUCUGAAGCACAGAAAUGAGGCAAGCUCAAGUGCACCCACUCUUAUGAAAGAAACUGGAAAUCAUCCUACAAGAAACACGCUUCCUAGCAGUGAGAAAUCAAUGGAAGAACGAGAAUUCACUGUGAAUUUAGGUGAUGAUGGGAAGGACCACGUGGUGAAAGGCAGUCCCCAUGACAGUGUGCUUUCUGCCCUCAAGGCAACAAGAGAUAUUUGCACCCAUAUGGAGAAAAGCAAAGGCAAAGAGAUCUACUUAAUAGGGAAGAAAGGGAUUAAUGGUUGCAUUAAUCUGGGGAUGCCUCUGAAGUGUAUGCCGGAUGGCUCCCAUUUUGUAAUGAAAUGUUAUAGGGGUCAGCAACUUGGGGACUCUGCUGAGUUACGGUAUCGCCAGCAUGAAAACAGGGAGGAGGAAUGUAUUUUGUUCUACAUUGACCCCAAGCCGGCACAAAGCAGUAAGUUGAUUAGAUGCCGUCAACUUCUUAAGGAAUACUGCAAGCUGUGUGUCUUUGCACCGAAAGGAGAAAGCAUAAAAGAUGCCCUGUGCAGUGAUGGUCGUUUCAAGCCUGAGCUAGAGGAAAAAAACUGGGUACUGAUGGAGGAUAGCAAGGCCAUAGCUAACACUCAUUCAGUUAACGAUUUAUCUAACAAGAUCUUUUAUGUGGAAAUGACGAAAUGUGCGAAAUCUGGUGGUGGUCCAAAUAGCCAACAGAUUGCCCAGGAGUCUCAUGGGAGGCAGCUCCAAACCUGUCAUUAUUUUAAAAGUGAUCUCCUAAGUUUGUAUCCUGGCUUAAAGGAUCAAGAGGAGAUCAUGGAUAGAUUCUUUGCAAAAACCAAGAAGGCACAGAAGCGUAAAAAGGAGGUCCUCAGGGUUUGCAGAGUAAACUAUGGCAAGGAGAUAAGCAAUGCCAUAACGGUUAAGAUGUUAAAGAUGCAGGCAAAUCUCACUCAGUCAGUUGGGUACAUUGAGUGGGGCAUUUCUGGAAAGGAGGGUUCUGCUACUUGCUUUGUGUUGUGUAAUAGGUACAUACUAACUUGCCAUCAUGUGGUAAGAAUGAUCGUUGGAGAAGGGAUUGAAGAAAAGCAAUGGGCAUCUGAAAUCAGCAAGAAGGCCCAGGUGAUUUUCUCUUAUGAAGAAAACCACCCUGAAAAGGAAGACUUUUUUUCACUUGAGGAGUGGUUUGAAAUAUCCAGUGUAGAUCUUGAUUUUGCCAUCCUGAAACUGAAGGAAAAUGGAAACAAAAGUAGACUUCCUACAGGCUUCGUAAAGUUAAUUUCCCCUCCACCAUUUGAUGGUCUUACUUACAUCAUUGGUCACCCAGGUGGAGAAACAAAGUCUCUGGAUACCUGUUCUGUUGUCACUGUGGUUGAGCGACAGAAGGAAUCUGUUCGUCGUUGGCAGCAGGGUACAGAGGCAGAAUGCAGCAGUGCCAACUGUGGUCAGGGUCCCCAGAGGUGUGUCCAUAUGCUCAAUCCAAAAGUUUUCUUAACUGAUUUAAAGAACCCUAAUGUACUAGCCUAUGAUACAUCUUUUUUCGGGGGGUCUUCAGGUUCACCUGUGUUUGAUAGACAUGGUCAUCUUGUUGCAAUGCAUGCUGCUGGCUACGUUUAUAGAAAGAACUCAAAUGAGCGCAGCAUAAUUGAAUUUGGCUUUUUGAUGACAUCAAUCCUCUCAGAAAUUAAAACGAAUCAUGGUGAUUGGUAUGACUCUGAAAUUGGUCCUUUCGUACAAGCCUCUCAUGAUACAGAAGAGGCUACUUUGCCUGUUGAACCUAUGGAUGUGGAUUAAAAGAUCUAUGUUCUAAGAUGACACUUCAGUCUGAAGUUUGGAGGAUAUGCAUUUUGCAUUUUUAAAAAUAGUUAUGCUUCAUUAUAUACAACGCUUUUAAAAACAUGUAUCAUAUAUCAUUUCAAAGCAGUGCCACCCACCCUAGGUUGGACAUCCGGUUCAGAAGGAUAAUAUGGUUGAUGGUAUUGAAAGCCUCUGAGAGAUAAAAGAGAAAGAACAGAAAGUCAGUUUCUUCCAAGAGCACAUGGAUCUGGUCCCCGACCCAAUCAAGAACCUCACCCAAGAAGGGGAGAUUGGUGUCUGAUAAUUACUUAGGCUUUCUGCAUUCAGGGAGGGUUUCUUAAGGAAUGGCCUUGCUACCGCCUGCUUCUAGGAGGCAUUAAACCACCUCCCUGACCCAGCCAGCUUUCUCUUCCCUGCUAGUUUUUAUCAGCCAAGAGGGGCAAGAGUCUAGAGUGCAAGUGCAGAUCCAAGCACCUUGUACACAUCCUCAAGCCUUACCAACUGAAACUCAUCCAACAUAACAGGACUACCGUAGACAUUGCUCUGGACACCCCUUGAGAUUCAUCUGCUGUAACAGUGAAUUCAAGGUCCUGGCAGAUGCAAGCAAUUUUUAUCUUCAAAAUGCUUUACAAACAAAUCACAGUAAUCUAGUGUCAGUUCUUCUAGCUCCUUCAUGCUAGACUGUAAAAGGCCCCAUACCACCUGGAAAAGCUUUGUCAGGCAGCAUGGUGAAGAUUCAAUGGAGUCAGCAAAGUAUCAGCUGGCUAAAUGAUGAGCCUUCACCGGUGUUCAAUUGCAUUCAAGCUGUCUCCUCACUUGUCUCAGUGCUCUAAGCUCUGGAGAAUACUGGGGAGUCAAGUAGACCCCACAAAUUAAUAUAUUUGAUGUAGUAGCUAUUAUCUGACUGGCUUUCAACCAUGCCUAUAUCCCACAAUUACCAGGGUUGUUGAUAAGUUAAGGGUGCAAAGAGUAUGAGUGAGAUUAAAUGGGUGUGUGGAUUUAGGAAAAUCAUUGUAGUAGAAUUUGUAUUGUUUUAAUAAAAUAAGUAAGGAAAUUACCCCAUUUUCCUUGUCACAAAGUGUGUUGACAAAAGAAGUGAAAUAAACUGAAAUAAGGGGUGAAUACAGAUUAGCAGGCUACUACAUGAUUGCUUAGCCAUGUAUAUUACUACACACUCAUUAAAACCUCCCCUCACAUUCUGCUUAUAUAUCUGUUGAAUAAAACAUGCUAUAACUCUCCAAUACUCUCUUAUCCAAAAGAAAUAAAAAUACCAUUGAAUUUCUUAACUCUCAGGGAAUUGGAAUGUGCUGUUAAUUAUCAUUUUUUAAUUUAAAGUGUUUA
Messenger RNA from Zootoca vivipara (common lizard), 3346 nucleotides. RefSeq names its product FAM111 trypsin like peptidase A (gene FAM111A). NCBI's taxonomy places the organism in Eukaryota, Metazoa, Chordata, Lepidosauria, Squamata, Lacertidae. The record is from RefSeq and is a predicted model, not a curated record. Gene Ontology annotation, biological process: DNA replication. Gene Ontology annotation, cellular component: chromatin; nucleus.